Molecule: messenger RNA, 1431 nt
Organism: Monoraphidium neglectum
Lineage: Eukaryota; Viridiplantae; Chlorophyta; Chlorophyceae; Sphaeropleales; Selenastraceae
Exons: 5
Coding region: 1-1431 (476 amino acids)
Source: RefSeq, a predicted model, not a curated record
AUGAAGGAUGCGCUGUGGUCGGCAUUCCGAUGGGUCAGCGAGGGCGAGGCGGACAAAGCCAUGGCUGUGCUCUUCCCGCUAGGCGUGCCUGCUGGCUCCGGUGGCAACCUGCCGACUGGUGGCGCGGCCAGCAACCCGUUUGCGGGCCUCUGCGAUGCGGCUGACGUCGCGCUUUUGCAGCCACCAGCGCGAGCAACGGCCGCCAGCACCAGCGGCGCUACCGCCACGAAUGGCUCGCCCGCCGCAGCAGACGCCGCCGCGCCAGAGGGACGCCCCCAAGCGUCACCGGCAGCAGCUGCGGCGGCCAAGGCUGCGGCGGCGGCAGCGGCUGCUGUCGUGGCGGCCCACCACAACUUGGCGGCGCCCAAGCGACGUGGCCGGCGGCCGUUUGAGGGCGUCAGGUACAGCAAGGCAUACCAGGCUGUCAGGAAUUUCAGGGAGCGGCAGAAAAGCAUGCUCGCAGGCCUGGAGGCCGAAGUCAAGGCGAAGCUGGCCCAGAUGACCCUGCUGCUGGCGGAGAACGAGGCACUGAGCACGCGCCAGAGGGCCCUGCAGAAGGCCAUAGACCACAACACACUCAGCAUAGAGGCGCUGCAGCAGGAGCAGCGGCAGCUCGACCCAGCGGCGGGCGGCGGACAGGCGCAGGGCCGCGCCGACGCCGCGAGCGGCCCGGCGGCGGGCCCGGGCGGCCGCAGCCCGAUGGCCGCUGCCGCGGCUGCCGUCUCAGCCACGGGCACGCCCGACGCGCGCGCAGCGCGGGUGCGGGACUUCAGGGCGCGGUACAUCAGCUAUGUCACGGACAUCAGGGCGACGCGCCUGCUGCCCGACGGGUCGGUGCGGCCGCUGCCAGAGGGGGACCCGCGGCUGCAGGAAUUCCAGAGCCUCAUAGACACGAUCAUGACUCUGCCGGCGGACGACCAGUACCUACUGCUGACAACCAACAUGGAGACCGGCGAGCAGGCGCCACACGACCCGGGCAUGCACAGCGCGGUGGCGCGGCAGAUGCAGCUCAGCCCAGACCAGCAGGUCCGCGUGCUAGCGGCCUGGCAGGUGUUCGAGUCCGCCCUGGCGCGCCUGCGGGCUGAGCGCCGCACACUUUGCGCCCGCCUGGCGGCGCUGCAAGCGCACCUCGAGAGCCUGCCGGCGGCCGAGUCGCGCUCGCUGGGCGAGCGGCAUCACACUUUGGAGCCAGGCAUCGCGAGCAUGCUCAAGAGUGGCAGCCUGGAGGAGGUGGUGUGUGAGCUCGAGGACAACAUGGCGUGGGAGAACCAGCAAUGGGGCAUCAUGACGUGGUCCCUCAACCUGAUGCUGGAGGAGCGCCAGAUCAGCCAUAUGUGCGCGGCCGGCUGGCCCUACAUGCCGAGCACCACCCAGGUGUUUUCCGUCUACAUCUCGGAGGUGCUCGGCCAUGCACCUGAGGCGCCCAAGUGA